This is a messenger RNA of Notothenia coriiceps (black rockcod), 448 nucleotides long. Its product is annotated as TOM1-like protein 2. The record is from RefSeq and is a predicted model, not a curated record. The transcript is spliced from 4 exons. NCBI's taxonomy places the organism in Eukaryota, Metazoa, Chordata, Actinopteri, Perciformes, Nototheniidae. Gene Ontology annotation, molecular function: clathrin binding; phosphatidylinositol binding; ubiquitin binding. Bases 35 to 409 code for a protein of 124 amino acids. Gene Ontology annotation, biological process: signal transduction. Gene Ontology annotation, cellular component: membrane; endosome.
AUCCCAUGGACUGACUUGUUUGUUGUCGAGCAAGAUGGAGUUCCUUUUGGGAAAUCCUUACAGUACCCCUGUGGGGCAUUGCAUUGAGAGAGCUACUGAUGGCUCUCUGCAAAAUGAAGACUGGACCCUUAAUAUGGAAAUAUGUGACAUCAUCAAUGAAACAGAGGAUGGGCCAAAAGAUGCCAUUAGAGCAGUGAAGAAGAGGUUGAAUGGCAACAGGAACUAUCGGGAAGUGAUGUUGACUUUAACGGUCCUGGAAACGGGUGUGAAGAACUGCGGCCAUCGUUUUCAUGCAUUGAUCACUAGCAGGGACUUUGUGGAUGGCGUUCUAGUUAAAAUAAUCUCCCCUAAAAACAACCCGCCUACAAUCGUACAAGACAAAGUACUCGCGCUGAUUCAGGUAAGAUAACGCUUAGGUGGCUUGUGUGUAAGGUAGGUUGGUUGCCUU